Messenger RNA from Arachis stenosperma, 1217 nucleotides. Its product is annotated as delta(7)-sterol-C5(6)-desaturase-like. Gene Ontology annotation, biological process: lipid biosynthetic process. The transcript is spliced from 3 exons. The coding region runs from base 85 to 912 and encodes 275 amino acids. Lineage: Eukaryota; Viridiplantae; Streptophyta; Magnoliopsida; Fabales; Fabaceae. Gene Ontology annotation, molecular function: iron ion binding; oxidoreductase activity. The record is from RefSeq and is a predicted model, not a curated record.
GUAAAAUCCAAACGUGAGGCUUUGAGUUCAGAGUCAGGAACUCAGUCGAACUCAUCGCUCUCUUUCUAUCUCUUCUUCUUUCUGAUGGAGGACUCAAGAAGCAGUUACGAGCAACUGUUCAUUGAAGAUUCCGACCUCUAUAACCGCAUUGUUCUCGGUGCCUUCUUGCCUCAUAGCGCGUGGGCUUCACUCCCUCGCUUCUUCCAAACAUGGCUCCGUAACUACAUUGGUGGAGUCCUUCUCUACUUCAUCUCUGGCCUCUUAUGGUGUUUCUACAUUUACUAUUGGAAGCGUAACGUUUAUGUCCCCAAAGAUUCCGUUCCCUCGCGUAGAGCCAUGCUCUUGCAAAUUUCUGUGGCAAUGAAAGCCAUGCCUUGGUACUGUCUGCUUCCAACUGUCUCCGAGUACCUGACAGAAACCGGCUGGACAAAGUCUUUCCCUAGAAUAUAUAAUGUUGGCUGGCUUUCCUAUGUUGUGUAUUUAGCAAUUUAUAUGAUUAUUGUAGAGUUUGGUAUUUAUUGGAUGCACAGAGAGCUCCAUGACAUAAAGCCACUCUACAAGUAUCUUCAUGCUACUCAUCAUAUCUAUAACAAGCAGAACACUCUCUCCCCAUUCGCUGGUUUGGCAUUUCACCCUCUUGAUGGGAUACUCCAGGCAUUACCACAUAGCCUUUCUCUAUUUAUCAUCCCAGUCCAUUUUACUGCACAUUUGGCACUCAUAUUCAUCGAAGGCAUCUGGACUGCGAAUAUUCACGACUGCAUUCACGGAAAAGUGUGGUCUAUUAUGGGUGCUGGUUACCACACCAUUCACCAUACCACGUAUCGCCAUAACUACGGCCACUACACCAUAUGGAUGGACUGGAUGUUCGGGACUCUUCGUGAGCCUGAGGAGGACGAAGGUAAGGCGAUGUGAUGAGUUACAGUCUUACAUUGAUAUUUGAUUAUCCAUUUGGUUGCAUAGUCUUGAAUUAUCUUUUACUGGAUGGUUGAAAUGUGCUUUUGUUUUUUUUCAUGUAAAGCAUAAAGGUGUUAAGUGUAUUUUUGUUUUUCUUGUGUGCAUCACUAGAAGAUUCUAGAAAUUAGAGAAUGUUUUAGGGUUCAUGUGGAUCUUCCUGUAUAUGACUCAGAUUGUGUGUAUGCCAUAACUUAUGUGGUUGGUGUUAUUUUGUUUUUGGAGGCAGAGUUUGGGAUGAAAGAAAAUAUAUUUUUUUCUCGGGA